Messenger RNA from Arctia plantaginis, 243 nucleotides. Lineage: Eukaryota; Metazoa; Arthropoda; Insecta; Lepidoptera; Erebidae. The record is from the annotation of a GenBank genome assembly.
AUGAAGCGCAGCAAGUCAUAUACGUGGCUGUCGGGGCUGCUGCGGCCCAAGCCCGAGGAGCGGGAGGAGCAGGACCACGAGGAGUGGGGCGCCGUACCCUGGGUGCGGGCUGACGUAAUGCAUCAUGACAGAUUUGUUAUAUUUGAAGUAGUAUUCUCUCAUGGACCUGUUUUAUUUGAUUAUGUCUUGUCUUAUUUUGAUAGUAACGUAACCAACGGAAGUCUACUGGAUUUAUUUGUUUGA